UAAAAUAGUUAUAUAGAACUGAAAAUAUUAUCACUUUGCUAAUGCUCAAGUGCAAACUACUUGAGACAUAUUUCACUCGUCUAAUGGGUAGAACGUCACACAUAAAUAGUAGCUAAUUCUAUCGGUGCUUUGCUCUCCUCUCAAGGGCUUCGAAUUGGAACACAAGGCGAUCCAUCCUUCUAUCCGAAGAGGAAGAAGAAGCAUAUGCUUGUCAUAUGCUGUUUUUGGUUAUUGCCCAACCACAGUCAUGAGUGGAAGAGCCAAACCCAUUCUUUAAAGCAAAAGGGUCCACACACACGCGAACCGAAACACUAAAACCUUAUCUAGUGCCAGCCAAUGGACUUUCUCUUUGCUUUCCCUGUAGAGCCCAAAACACUAUCCACUUAUACUAUCAAUUCCACAUCACUAAAUUGAUUUUGAUUAAAAUGUCUUCUUAUUCUAUGAAUUCAAACCACUCCCAAUACUGGAACAGCCAUGGCCCAUUCACUAACCACAACCCCAGCCGCUGCAAUUCCUAUAUCGUCAUCGUCCAAGUCUAAGAACCCAACUAUCCAUGUUGCAUCUCUAGGAUUUCAAGGACUACUGGCUCACCAUAAAGAUUCUAAGCCAGCCUCUCACAGCAAUCUCGUCCAUCGGAGCCGCAGGACUGUGACUUUAGGUUUGGCAAGUGGGUUAUUACUGGGCUUGACAGUGGGUGAAGGCAGCGCGAAUGCAGCAAGAAGGCAGGCUCCUCCACCACCGGAGGAAAAAAAGGACCCAAAUGUAAGCGGGGUGCAAGCAAAAGUGCUAGCAAGCAAGAAAAGGAAGGAGGCAAUGAAAGAAUCAAUAGCCAAGCUAAGAGAGAAAGGGAAGGUCGUAGACGAACAAUCUAAGCCUAUAAUGAAUGAACUAUCUGAAUAGUAUUAUAUAACUUCACUCUGUAUUACAUUCUAAGCAAUUUUCUUGAGCGGAAUGGAAAUUUUCAUUCUAAUAAUAGAGAUAAAUUCCUCAUCA
Molecule: messenger RNA, 993 nt
Organism: Ricinus communis (castor bean)
Lineage: Eukaryota; Viridiplantae; Streptophyta; Magnoliopsida; Malpighiales; Euphorbiaceae
Exons: 2
Coding region: 475-900 (141 amino acids)
Source: RefSeq, a predicted model, not a curated record